This is a messenger RNA of Aspergillus caelatus, 1597 nucleotides long. RefSeq lists its product as uncharacterized. The transcript has 3 exons. The coding region runs from base 686 to 1324 and encodes 212 amino acids. NCBI's taxonomy places the organism in Eukaryota, Fungi, Ascomycota, Eurotiomycetes, Eurotiales, Aspergillaceae. The record is from RefSeq and is a predicted model, not a curated record.
CAGGUUUACUCGCUACGCUUAACUCACAGGGAGGAUCGGAGAAAGCUUGCUCAUCACCGACCCUGAUUUGAGGUUGACAUUAGUACCUUUUCGUAGGAGGUCCUAUAUCACGGCAGGUUAAGCCCACGAUCUGACUCAUAUACUCGGGAUUCUCGUGGUCCGAUCUGUGGCCCGAAGUAGGGACUGCGCACAAUGUCUACGGCGCAAAAUCAAGUGUGAUGAAAACCGCCCAGAAUGUUCCCAAUGCAGACGAAUUAGAAAACCCUGUCCUGGGGUCUACGGAGGGCUUUUCAUGGUCCACAGCUCGCGAACUGUGCAAGGACUUAGACCAUAAACUGAACGUCCAAGCAUCUGCACAAGUGGUGCUUCCUUUCUAGCUAAACCGUCUUAUCAGCCUUUAUUUGAGCAGGUUCUGGUUUCUACUUUCGUUGCUUCGUUUUUCUUGUCGAGCUCCGGACAAGUGAGCCAUGACUCGUGGACAAAUGCCUAUCCUCAUGGAUAACAUCCUCCGAGACUUUAGGUUGGUCUAUCCGAGCAACGACACUUCUUUUCUACGCACAAAAGUCAAACCAGGAAGCUCUGUACCCGUGCAUUUCGAGGCCAGAGAUCCUACGCUGCCCGCUACCUCCAGCGGCUAAGAGGUAGACAAGAUAUCCCCACCGAGCAGGACAUCUGUGUAUCAUUGAUGUUGAUGUACUAUGAACUUCUCAAUCCGGCUGUAACAAGCAGCUGGGUCGCACAUCUGCAAGGGACUGCCGAACUCCUUCUCUUGAGAGGACCGCAGAAUUGCCAAACGGGUGCGAGUCAUCUUUUAUUUCGCUCUAUAAGGUUAUUGAUGGCUCAUGCGUCCCUGCGAACCCAGAAUACAUCUUGCUUUGCCUCGCCAGAAUGGUCUGAUGUGCCAUUUGCUAGAUCCAAGAAGACAGCAAUAGACACCCUUCUCGAUGCCAUUCACAAGGCUUCCAUUUUAUUGAGACAACAUGAUAUUGAAAAAUACGGAGAUUCAGUUGUUGAACCACAAGAAACCUUGCUGUCGCAGUCACAGAAGUUUGCUGAUGAUGUCAUAUACAGUGAAGAACUGUACGCGAAAGAAACGCCUGAAAUAUCUCCAACCAAGCGCAUCGAAAACAUGGACGACAGAGUAUGGCUUUGCGGGGGCGACUUCUGUUCUACGAUGCCAUCGGUGAUGCACCAUGCUACCUGUGUCAUCUCGCAUCGCCUCCAGCUUCUGAGAGUGCAUAAGGAUCGUGUGGUGGAUGAAUCCAGGACCAGGUGCUCAUCAAUUCUGGAAUUUGCGUAUGGUCUUUUUCAGCGCAACCUAUAAAAUCAACUCAACUUAGGCUCAUGCAUACAGAUUGUUUUCCCUUUGGCAGUGGUCAGCUGGUAUAAUCCGUGUGAAGACCAACGGGUGAGAGCCAGGUCUUACCUCCUCCGAAUGGGCUGGGAUAUCUCAUUUGGAACAGCACGCCCUCAUCAUGAAUGGCCUAGGUUAUGUGCAUAACUAAUUAAAAUUUCGAAAAACUAGCAUCUCAGUACGAUUUGACAAGUCCAACCUUGUCGUUGAUGGCGAAAGCACUAUUUUUACUAUAGAAUGCUU